AUGGCAGAUGAGGCGACUGAAGUGACUGAAUUCCUGAAAGCUCCUAAUGGUAAAAAAGAUGCGAAACGGGAGCUAUCCACCUCGGAUACCCAAUGUGGCUUUGGUAUAUUCAAAGGACCACGCAUUCAACGCUGGGCCACGGAGCACAUGUUUAUGGUGCUGUUCGGCAUCGCCGGCUGUUUUAUAGGCAUGGCAUUUUCCUAUUUCAAUGGCACGAUUACAACGCUGGAGAAACGCUAUAAGAUACCCACGAAGACAUCGGGCAUCAUAACGGUGGGCAACGAUAUAAGCACGACGUUGAGCUGUGCAUUCUUAGGGUACUACGCGGGUCGCGGUCAUCGACCGAAAUAUGUUGCUCUAGGGCUUCUCAUCUUGGCGAUCUUCUGCCUGCUGAUGGCAUCUCCGCAUUUCAUUUACGGCGCUGGCGAGGAUGCUAUAAAGCUCACCCAUGAAUAUAUGAAUACAAGUGUUCUCAAUGCCACCCUGGAGGAUCCCACACUCUGUCAAUCCCGAUUGCCCGACUGUGUGCAGACCGCAAGUCAAUGGGCGCCCAUAAUUCUGUUGUUUGUGGCCCAAUUUAUAUCUGGAAUCGGGUGUUCACUCUUCUACACACUGGGCCUAUCCUAUAUGGAUGACAAUUCAACCAAGUCCAAGUCACCGGCUAUGCUUAGUUGGUCUGCUUUUCUGCGCAUGUUGGGUCCAGCGUUUGGCUACUCCUUGGCAUCCGUUUGUCUGCGUUUCUACAUAGAUCCGCAGCUAAAGCCGCUGAUCAGCAAUGAGGAUUCACGUUGGCUGGGCGCCUGGUGGAUCGGCUGGAUCAUAUUGACCAUCAUAAUGCUAAUAUCUGCCUUUUUUCUAUACUUGUUUCCCAGAGAGCUGCCCAGUGCUCAGGCUCGACGAUUGAAAGCAAAUGGAGCCGACACUGGCGUUCACUCAGUGACAGAGUUAUCCCUCGUUGACAUGAUGCAAUCCGUCAAACGAUUGGCCAAAAACAAGGUAUAUGUCUAUAACAACAUUGCCUCAAUUCUCUAUUUCUUCGGCUAUACGCCGUAUUGGAUAUUUACGCCCAAGUACAUUGAGACCCAAUAUCAACAAUCGGCUAGCACAGCCACCAUGGCAACGGGUACAGUCGCUUUGGCCUUCUCGGCAGCCGGUGUCUUGCUCUCCGGCCAUGUGAUCUCCAAAUACAAACCCAGCGCCCGGGCAAUGGCCGCUUGGAAUGGCAUCGUUGAUAUAUUUACGGUAAUGGGCAUCUUGUGCUAUGUGCUCAUCGGCUGUGCUGACAGCGAUAAGACGACAUCCAUGUCGCCAAGCACGCCUGACAGCUGCACCGCCUCCUGUCACUGCGAGUAUGUGCACUACGCGCCCAUCUGCAGUCCAGAUAAUGUUACCUAUAUAUCUGCCUGUCAUGCCGGCUGCAACAGUAAACUGAAGGAUGAACUGGGUCGACUCAUCUACACAGGCUGUAAGUGCAUUGGCACAUUGGAUAUCGCAAAUGUUACAGAGUACCAAUCAGCACGACAAGGACCCUGCCCGGUGGACUGUUAUAAACAGUUUCUCAUCUUCCUAGGCGUCAUGUGUUUUCUGAAAUUCAUUGGCGCCUCCGGUAGAACAGCUAACCUAUUGUUGGCCUUGCGCUGCGUGUCAUCUGAGGACAAGAGCUUUGCCCUGGGCCUGGGCAAUGUAGUCGCCUCCAUAGUCAGCUUUAUACCCAGUCCCAUUCUAUUUGGCUGGAUUUUGGAUAGCUAUUGCGUGGUCUGGGGCAAAACGUGCGGCAGCAAAGGCAAUUGCUGGCUCUAUGAUACCAAAUCCUUACGCUAUACCAUAAAUCUUUUGGCUGCUUCAUUCAUAUUUGCUGGCAGUUUUUGGAACAUUGGCGUCUGGUAUCAUGCCAAAGAUUUACAGAUAUUCGACACUGAGCCAGAAGAGCCAAAGCACAAAAAGAACUCACAACAAUAUGAAUUAAACGAAUUAUCAGCUAGCGAAGUAAAAUAAAAAUAAUAUUUGAUA
Drosophila navojoa is the source of this 2010-nucleotide messenger RNA. RefSeq names its product solute carrier organic anion transporter family member 74D. NCBI's taxonomy places the organism in Eukaryota, Metazoa, Arthropoda, Insecta, Diptera, Drosophilidae. Gene Ontology annotation, molecular function: protein binding. The record is from RefSeq and is a predicted model, not a curated record. Gene Ontology annotation, cellular component: basolateral plasma membrane. Gene Ontology annotation, biological process: sodium-independent organic anion transport; transmembrane transport.